AUGGCCGCCGAGUGGAAGAAGGAAUUGGGCUUCUCGGAUAGAUUGACUGCUAUCCAGUCCCUCACGACGGCAUACCAACGUGCCUCAUCAACAGCCGCAUUUACUGAAGCCCAGUCGCAGGCCAGGAAGCUGGAACAGGAAGCUUACGAUCUGGCUACAUCGAAGGAGAAUUAUAGCCAAUUAUGUCAGGAGGCGAUCGACGCCGCGGAGGCCAAUGGCUCGGUGGCACCGGUGGACGGGGACCGGGAGCAGGGUCCCAAUGAUCCGAGUGAAGACAGCUGGGGUCAAGGGGAGAGCAUCGGGCCAUUUCACUCAUGCCUGCACCAUUACGGAGGGCUCCAUUCCACCAUCUACAAGUCCCGAGGGGACGACGGGACCCUGGUCGCGCUCAAAGUCACCAUCCCCCAUCUCCUGGCAGAACCACACGACGUGAGACGCGAGGUUCGGCUGCUUCAAGCGUCUGCCAGUGCGCAUGUAGUUCCGUUGCUCCAGACGUUGAAGCUGGACGGCGGACGGCUCGUGCUCGUCUUCCCGUUCUUCCAGUAUGACUUUGAGCAAUUGCUCCGUCGGGACAUGGUUACCGCGACCCAGACCAAGACUAUCCUCCGUGACAUGUUCCGCGCUGUGGCCCAUCUCCAUGCGCAAGGCAUCAUACACCGGGACAUCAAACCCUCGAACAUCCUGAUGGAGUCCCCCGAUGGCCCUGCUUACCUGGCGGACUUUGGGAUUGCAUGGAAAGAAGGAACCGAGGGGUCUGAACCAGCAGACCAGAAAAUCACCGAUGUCGGGACGACGUGUUAUCGAGGACCAGAGAUUCUGUUCGGGUACCAAGGGUAUGGGCCUGCUCUUGAUCUCUGGGCCGCGGGAUGCGUGGUCGCGGAAGCCGUGGCCGUGGGGCACCAGCAACUCUUCGACUCGGGUCCUUUGGGGAGCGACCUGUCCCUCAUCCAGUCGAUAUUCAAGACGCUGGGUACACCAGACGCAGAGAGCUGGCCUGAGACGAAACUACUACCCGAUUGGGACAAGGUCCAUUUCUAUAAAUAUCCUGCCAAACAGUGGGAUGAUACUCUCCCCGGGGCGUCCUCCAAGGGCCGCGACCUGGUGAGUUUGCUGGUGUGUUAUGAAAGUGGCCAGCGGUUGUCCGCCGCAGAGGCCUUGAAACACCCUUAUUUCUCAACAAUGUGA
This is a messenger RNA of Aspergillus campestris IBT 28561, 1185 nucleotides long. RefSeq names its product putative cell division protein kinase (Ctk1). NCBI's taxonomy places the organism in Eukaryota, Fungi, Ascomycota, Eurotiomycetes, Eurotiales, Aspergillaceae. Gene Ontology annotation, biological process: protein phosphorylation. Gene Ontology annotation, molecular function: cyclin-dependent protein serine/threonine kinase activity; ATP binding. The transcript has 5 exons. The coding region runs from base 1 to 1185 and encodes 394 amino acids. The record is from RefSeq and is a predicted model, not a curated record. Gene Ontology annotation, cellular component: cytoplasm; nucleus.